Molecule: messenger RNA, 19022 nt
Organism: Pocillopora meandrina
Lineage: Eukaryota; Metazoa; Cnidaria; Anthozoa; Scleractinia; Pocilloporidae
Source: the annotation of a GenBank genome assembly
AUGACGGGCCGAUGGCCAAUUGGAACACGCACAGCUGCAGCCGUUCCCAUGGCAAUAUCUGCCAUCAUGAACGAUUCCAGCCUUUUACCUGGAUACAACAUCUCGUUCAGGAUUGAAGAUAGCUCGUGCGAACCUGAGCAGGGCUUGCGAGCAAUUGUGGGAUUUCAAUCAGUUGAUGUCUUCAUUGGACCUGCGUGCUCCGUUGUCGCCGAACCAGCAGCUCUUCUCGCCAAGAUAUGGAAGAAACCCAUCAUCACAUACGCCGCUUCUUCCAAUAAGUUCAUCGACAAAAACGUUUACAGUACACUCGCCACCAUUACGGCUUACGCAAGACGCAGCGAAAGAUAUACACCGGGGUUUGUUCUUCAGAUUCUAAAGGCGUUUAAAUGGACAAUUCUUGCCAUUUUGAGCUCGUCUGAGGUUGAAUGGAAGACCAUGGCUGGUAAGAUACGAAGUGUGGUAGAAAGCGAUUCAAUAAAGGUUUCGUUGUUCGAAACUUACGAUAAUAAGAGCCCAGGGUUUGAAACAAUUUUGACGAAAGGGAAAGAUGUGACAAGAGGUAAGUUGACGAAUUAGCUUAGGAGUGUAAGAGAUACCUGGAGGAGACUUCUUUUUUUAUUUUUAAAGAGAUUUAACACCGUGUUUACGUGAAACGUGAACAGCGAGAGUGACCACGUUACCUCGAUUUUCCCGCCUUUUUUCGGGUUUAUCGGUUGCGCUUUGCCGUCUCCAUGUGAAAGUAAGCCGUUUCACGUUUGCCUUGUAGGACUAGGAUUUUUCUCCAUAAUUUUUCUCACAGAGUAAAUGUUAGUUCCCGGAAGAAAGUGUUCCUUUAAGUGAUACAAUGGCAGGUGAAGUUUCAUGUUUGAAAUCAUUCAAAUGACGCACUUUUCGUCCGCAGAUAGCUAGCUGCAAGAACUCACAUUCACUCAUGAGAUGUCUUCAUCGAAACUCGAAGAGACGUGAGCUCACGCGUAGCUAAAGCAAUGAGGUUCACGCUAGUUUGCGUGAAACGUGAAAAGACAGGCUAACGUUUGCCGUUUCACGUGAACACGGCACCAAAUCUCUUUAUUAUUUCAAACCAUACCUCUUUGUAACACAACCUCUCUUUUCCAUUAUCAUUGAGAGGGUGGUCAUAGAAAAUCAUAGUAUCGCUGUAUUUAGUGUUUGCUCUCUGUAACAUGACAAGACCAUUACCCAUGUUGAGCGACUGCCCAAAUUGUGGAGCUUUCACCCCAACAUCUUUCAAACUGUUUUUUAACUGUGCAGUUAUGAGUCCUUUCAAAAUUGACUAGAAGGCAACAAACAGAAGCCUUCGCAACACAACAAUAAACUCAGAAAAUUGACCUUGAGCACCUGACCUAUUUCGAGAGGGUUUAUUGUGCCUCGACCAAUCACACUGGAGAUCAGGCCCCGGUUGUUCGAGGGUCAGAUAACGCUAUCCUCUGGAUAAAUCUCCAUACGGUCGAUAAAGCUGUAUGUUUUGCCACUACUUAUCCGCUGGAUAGCGAUUUAUCCGUUGAAUAGCGUUAUCCGCCCUUUAUACAACUGGGCCCAGGAUAACCGAGAAUAUAAACAAAAUCACAAACCUUUUUUGCCUAUGCUUAUUGUUUCAUUUUAUCAAGUCUGGUCGGCUUGUUCUACUCGACACGACAUUCCAGAAAUAUUGCCUUUGUACGCGCUUUUCAGAGUUUCAAUCCUCUUUUUAAUUUGUUUACUUUAUUAUCGAAUGUAUGAAUUUCUCUAAUUUUGUUGUUGUUGGUUUUUUUAUUCGUUUGGUUUUCUCCCAUGCCGUCAGUUUUCCUUAUACUAUGUUAUAUAAACGAAGUUGUAUCCAUCAUGGAAACCGCUGAACGUUUGGGUAUGACGAAUGGAGAAUACGCCUUUAUAACAUUAGACCUAAAUACAGACGUAUUUUACAAAAACGGCAAGUGGACUGGAAACGAGGAAUGGGGCUCCAAGUUUCCAAAUAUAUUGAACGGCAUUAUUGAUCUCAGUGUUUAUCGACCUGAGAUAUCCAUGGAGUUCAAACAGAAAUAUAGGGACAUGGAAAAUAAGCUGGAAGCUUCCAUUAAAGCAAAGUUAUAUAACGAGGUAAUCUAUUUUCUCUGCACUUUUGUUGCAUGUUCGCCUUGACAACUCGGGAAAUGCAAACAAUUCUUGAUGAGAAAGUGACAAUUGACAAACUGCUAAAACAAUAUGAUCGACUGGCUGACCAACCGACUAGCCGGCUGACCAAAUGACCAACUAGCCGAAGGGACCACUUAUUAUCCCACUGAAUGACUAAGAGACUGACAGAAAAACUGUUAGCUAAAUGAUUGACUGACUGACUAGCCGACGAGACCACUUAUUUUCCGACCGACUAACUGCUAGCUCAAUGACUAACCAAUUGACUGACUGUCUGACAAACUGAUUGAAUGACUGACUGACCAUCUGACUGUUUGACUGACUGGCUGACUGACGGACUACUCGACUGACUGAUUGACUGACUGGCUGACAAGACCAUUAAAUACCUGUCCGACCGAAUAAUGGACAGCCAGUCAAAGGCAUCCAAAGGCUCACCUCUCCUUACUAAAAUAUGUUUUUGGACAUAUUGGUUUCCAGACCUCUUGGUACGCAUCCUUCGUACAUGAUUCCGUCCGUCUUUUCUGUUUGGCUGUGAACGACACAAUAUCACGUGGGUAUGAAAUCACCAACACUUCAGAAGUUCUCAUGCACAUGUUCAACAGACGUUUCCAAGGUAACCCCUUUCUUACCUCACUCACUCAUUACGUUCCCAUGACAUCACUCCUCAUUACGUUCCUAUGACAUCACUCCUCAUUACGUUCCUAUGACAUCACUCCUCAUUACGUUCCUAUGACAUCACUCCUCAUUAAGUUCCUAUGACAUCACUCCUCAUUACGUUCCUAUGACAUCACUCCUCAUUACGUUCCUAUGACAUCACUCCUAAUACAGAUAAAUAAAUUAUACUCAAGAAUCAAAGAGAGUCGCCGGCAAACUUUCAUGAAUACAGCAUUAAGGAAGUCGGUAAUGAAAUUUCUUGAAAAUUCUAAGGAACUUUAAAAAAAUUAUUAUGAGUCCUAACAAUCAAUUCUAAAGAUAACACUAACGCCAUCAGGAACGUUGUUAAGCAAAAAAGCUAUCUAAUCGUCGUCUUGUGUUGUUAUUUCUCCAAAAGUAAGCAUUAGUUUCUCCUGUCCUAGCUCUAGAUGUUUUCCAAUUCCUUUUACCCUUUUAUUUGAUUUUUUCUAUAUUUCUCUCCGCUUUAUGGUUCAUAUUUUAAUGUUUCAAACUUUACGUUUGGCAAUUCAGGAGAAUCUGGUCACAUUUUUAUGGAAAAUGGAACCCGAAUACCAGAGUUUGUCGUUGGAAAUUUUCGGAAUGGCUCGUACAAGUUCGUCGACGACAAAACUGAUCUACUGCAAAAUGGCACAGGGUCAGUGUAUCAUAAAAUACGGCUUCUUCAUCAGCCCGACAUAAGAUGGCCAGGUGGAUCAAGCACAGUUCCUGUUAGUAAUCCAGUCUGCGGUUUCACCGGAAAAGAUUGUCAUCAGGAAGAGGAGGACGCAGGUGAGAAACAACUGAUCUUCUUUAUGUCUUAUACAUUGCGUGCAAUGCCGGAAGAACAUAUCAACAAUUACGCUUAAGCAACAGCAUCUAACCUUUUUGAGUUUUUUUUUUCUUUAUUACCAAAAAAAAUAACAUCUAUGUUAGCAUACAGAGAGUGGUAUGUUGCUCGCACCAAUCAGAUCGUUUAGGGUAUGUAUCUCGCACCAAUCAGACCGCAGCAGUAGGGUAUGUAUCUCGCACCAAUCAGAGCGUCGUUUCUGUUCUUUGGUUUGAGAGGUGUUCAAAUUUUAACGAAGCAAUGGGGGAUUCGGAGAGAGCAAUUCGUAAAAUCAUCUUUUAGAAUGAGAAAUGUUGGCUUUUCUGUGUUUUUAACGUGUAUUUUACCGCGCUUUAUGAGAAAUGCGAUACUACUGGACAGAUGAAAGAUAUCAGAUUACCUAUACUAAACGUGUUACUCAUGCUGUAAAAAUGAUCGAUAGUUGUUCGAGAGAAAAUGGAGUUCUGUGCACUGUAGCGCGAUCAUGGUUAUUGUUCCUUCACGAAGAGAGUGGGUGGAAAAUUUUGAAUUAAAUAUUGCUUGAGGUGUUGAAGAAUUGCACCAAACAUUUUGAUUUGAGCAGUUCUUUAACGGCAAGUUGUGUUGGAAGAUUCAUGAUUUCUUGAGUGUGCCAAUUAUAUUCUUUUGGAUUCGUUUGCUCGGUGCUAUCUCUAGAUGAAUGUCUUAUUAAAAUUAACUAUGGACGAUUUUAAGUAUGUUUUCGAUGACUGGAGAAAGUGAUCUUGUGAAGUCGUUUGUGUUUGACCAACUACGAAUUCAGAUACCAUCGUAAGCAUGUUUAUUUGAUUUUGUUAUCUGGAAUGAAUAAUUUACGGAGGUAAGUUAAUAUGAUGUGACCUACUAACGUCGAAAAUAUGUAUUAAGUCGAAACAACAGUUUUGGUCUCGGUCCGCAUAUUUGUCAACAAAAUAAACACACCGCUUAAAAAGACGAUAAUACGGACCACGUGCAAAGCUGUCAAUUGUUUCUCGAAUGUUGCACAGGUUAAAUAUUGAAUAGCGACAUCACAUUUGCAUCUCCAUCUACAUCUACUUUUGUUACGUUGGUAAAAUCUGUGCAGACAUCGCACCAACCAACUCGCGCGCAAAGUGAGAAGGCUAUAUGAAGGCUUAAAAUUAUAUUACGAUCGAUUUUGAUCAAGAAAUGGGCCAGGAAUAUUUCACAAUAGUGCAAAUAAUCGUGAAAGCUGAUCGCGGAAAAGCGAUUGCAUGACGCUCGGUAAGUUGUAAGAUGACAUGUUAUCACAUACCAGACGAAAAAACUCUUUAGAUUCUCAGUCUGCAUUUUGUACCCACUCUGCAGUCUGCAGUCUACAUUUUGUACCCAGUCUACAUUUUGUAUCCGGUGUGCAGUUUGCAGUCUGCAUUUUGUACUAACAGGUAUCCGUAGCGCCAAUACGGUACUUUUGGCUACACCUAUAUGGCACAACACACACAAUCUACCACAAAAUACCUGUGUGUGAGUUAAUUCGACAUUUUCCUUUUUUCCGCGUUAAUAAUCUUCUUUCCUUUUGUAAGAAUGUAGACAUCACUUACAGUGUUUCAAGUAAUCCAUCCACUACCAAAAAAAUAACUCUUGCAUGCAUAGCAUGCCUAUGUUUCCAUUUGGUUACCACUUGUUAAGAAUUCAGAUCCUUCAUUCACCAUAGGUAAUGUUCGAAGUUAUGAGUUCUAUCUUAAUUGUUUCUUUCAGACCAUCUCAGCAUUGUCCUUGGAGUAUUAGGAGGAUUUCUUCUGCUAACAUCAAUCCUUGUUGUCUUGAUAUAUGCUAAAAGGCGAACAGAUGAACGAGAAGAUGUUUGCAAAAAGUGGAUCAUAAACUAUAAGGAUAUAACUCCAUCGGAUGAUCACGACGAUAACUACAUGAUGCACUGCAGCUUCAAUCAGGUGAGUUAUUUUCCUGCGUCUUACGAGGAAACUCAAGACCAGGUUUUAAUUUUCUACUUUUUCAGAUAAAAUAUGUUUUACCCUCAAGUUUCAUUUUUAUUUUAAAUGGGUCUUGUGCUUAAGUUUCUAUCCCCUUACAUUUAGUAAAAGGCUACAUUCUCCAUAAAAUAUAAAACUGGGAUCGUAGGAUCGAUCCAUUGGCGGUGCUUGUUGGAAUGAAGUAAAGUUAUCAAUUAAAACAAAUUUCGCUCCGACGAAGGGCUAACGCUCGAAACGCAGCUUUAAAAACUCUUUACGGUGACCAAUUUACUUUAUCAACUCAGUUGAUAAAAGCAAGUUAUGUUGCAAUACCACUCACCGACGCGGCAGCACCACAGUUUCUUGGGAAAUGUACCCCCUUUGUUAAUUUGAAAUGCUUGGGUACAACAUGGCCUGAGUUAUUUAAUGUCUGAACAGAACUUUAUAUAAUCUGCUUUUACACUUGUUAUUAAUCGUUUCAGCUCAACUGUCAAGGAUCAACAACAAGCAUUCUCCCCGCGUCUUCUUCUGCCCUGGGACUUGUGAAUGGUUGUCUAUAUCAACAAAGAAAGAUUUCUAAAGGAAUUUUUCGGGUAAGACGAUGUUAAUUAGUCAGAUUACGUUCCCAUUUCUCUUUGAUUGACUGAACUUAAACGACAAGGACGAGACGCUUUUUUUUCACGAUGACGACGACGACAGUGGCGACCAUAAUACCGGGGAAGACACCGAGGGAAAAUGAUAGCCAUGAUGAACAAUUUUCAAUGAGGACUAGCAAGGAGCGGGCAAAGACAAGAUAUGACGUGCACGAAGAAGACUGAUGAGGAGCGACGACAACAGACGAUGAAAACGAGGGAUAACGACUAAGACGAGAGCUGAUACGGACUGAAAAACACGACAACGAUCGUUAAGGACGGACAAGAACGCUGAAGAUGAAAACAAAGAUGAAAACGAUGAUGGUAGUAAUGGUUUUCAGGAUGAAAACGCUUCAGAAAAUUUGCACUAGCUAAUGUUUGUUACUACAGACACGAAGACUAUAGAGUUUACUUGAUUAUAGCUGUUGCAUUUAUUUUGGGGAAACCUUGGUCAAAUUUAGUUCUGAAUGACCGCUGAACCCAUCAGAAGCCUGAAGAGAUUAGUUUUGCUGAGACUGAGCUUAUCAAUUUUAAAGGGUAAGGUGGUGUUGAUAAAGGUGGCUCGAGAAGGAACAUCUCAUCUCACGGAAAGUAUGAAAGCACAAAUACGACAGGUAAGCAAUCAUGCCAUGUUAUGGUUUGUUCUUUUUACAGCACUGCUGUAACUUACAAACAGAUUCGGCAUCUCAAGAAACUCAACAUAUAACAAAAAAAUAUUUACUAAGUUGGGUGGUGAAAAAUGACGGUGCAUAACAACCGCUCCUACGGACAGGUGUGAAAUCAACAAACAACACGGAAACCAGUUUACCGAAAAAUGGUCGGAAAUUCUCGACGCGAGAUUCUGUCUCUCCGGCCGUUCGGUGGUAAAUAUUACAUGCUAAUCAGUUCCGAACGAACGCUCAUGCGAAAAUCACUACUCGUCUGUGUGGCUAUACUAAAUACAUUUAUCUCUCUCUCUCUCUUCUGCGUAGGCUUGUGAGAUUCGACAUGUCAACCUUAAUCCGUACGUAGGCCUGUGCGCUGAGUUCCCGGAUGUUUAUAUCGUAUCUGAAUAUUGUGCUAAAGGAAGCUUACAGGUGAAAAAGAGGCGGUUUAUAAUAUGGACGUUAUCCAAGAUAUUUACACAUAUGACUGUUUGAUAGACAAUCUGAAGGAAAACAGACUUGACAUCAGAGAGAACCUCCGUAAUCAGAAAACACACACAGAUAUGAACCUUAUGCUGAGUAAGGGGCCGAAAGUUUUGAGCAAAUGAAGCACUUGAAACAGUGACGAUUCUGAAACAUAAAAAAUCGAUAAAGGCUCAACAAGAAAUUUAGAAUAACUUUCGUAAUCAUAACUACACAACACUACUUUUGCGAUGUAGCAUUUAUGAUAUAUAAAAUGCAGGAAUUUAUGCAAUUAAGUUGAUGACAUACUGAAGUAACUCAAAAAUAGGUUAACUUUAAGUACUAAAACACGAGCUCAAUAAAUAAAUCAACUAGUUUAUUUAAGCUCUUUGUAUAUUAUCCCUUUUAAGGACAUUUUACGGAAUGAUGAUUUUAAGCUGGACUGGACGUUCAGGAUGUCAUUUGCCCUAGACAUUGCUCGGGUAAGUUUGUUUGUUUUGGUUUGUUUUUUUUUUGUUUGUUUUUGAGAAUAUGAAAAUAAUAUUCUGAUGUUGGAUCCCGUUUCAUGUUGAGGAAUUCACACUUCGAAGAGACUUUAGUUUAGAGAAAUACUCAGUUUCAAUUCCCUCUCAGGAUAACUCAAAUAGCAAACUCUGCAUUGCUCACUGAAGAAGUUCGUUAACCGGUUCAUAGCCUCGCUUGAGGGCCACUAUGAAGGGACGGAUGACGAGUUAGGCUGUUAUAUCAUACGCGAGUGAUAUAUGGCAAUCGUUCCUCCUUGCUGUGAGGAAAAGAAACGGUGGCUACUACCUCCUUGUCAAAUUCACUCAUUGCUAUACGGAUUUGGUAUGAAAAUAGGGUUUGAUGUUUUGAGUCAGGUUUUGAAUGGGCUAGGAAUAUUGCACAUUUUGGAAGUAUCCCUCACAGUAGAUGCAAAUCAUCCUGGUUAAUGUCUUGUCGCAUGUGUAACCCGCGGUAUGCAUUAGUCUCACAACCAGAGCCAGACCACAAGUGUACACCCAAGUCCAAAAGUUGGGUCAGUAUCAUGUCAAAAGGCUUUUAAUGGUAUAGAGUGAUAGCCUGCGUCUGUCCCCCAAGAAAUUGUUUGUGUGCGAAAUAAAUUAGCAUUUUUAUCGUUUUCAAAAAUUUACAGGGAAUGGAAGAAUUACACAAGACGUCGAUAGGCUGCCAUGGCAACUUAAAGUCCACUAAUGUAUUGGUUGACAGCUACUGGAUUUGUAAGGUGGCUGACUACGGUCUACAAAGCUUUCAAGAAAACAGAUUGCACACAGAGGAGACCUUACGAGCACAAACUGGUAAUAACAAUUAAAACAAACACAGAUCAGUAACUGUACAGCUUGAUGAGGUAAAAACUAGAAUUAAUUUAUUCCUUUCAGAGUAACAUAUUCAACAAUUUUUUUUUUACUUGGAGCGCUUUUUGGUUGGUAGUAAAACCAGAACCUUGCCUUCUCCCCGCCCCUAGCUCCCUUAAAGAAAUCACAAAAACAAAUCAGAGGAAAGAAAAGAAAAUACAGAUUUAUUUCGACACUCUCUUGAAAAUCGCUGGGUAGUAUGUAUGCAAUUCUUAAGAAUCGUUUGUUUUGCACAGCUCUUUUUUGGACUGCACCGGAGCGUCUGCGCACAAACACUAGCAAUACAUCACCAGGGGACGUGUACAGUUAUGGCAUCAUUUUGCAGGAAAUUGCACUCAGAGAGAAACCAUUUUCCACAUCUCUUCUUAGCCCAAAGGGUCAGUAUGUUGGGAAACGAAAGUACUUCUUCUCCUAUAUCGUCAUGUCUUGUUUCCUUAAAAUUUCUAAUCCAAUUUGUCUUCUCUAAAUGAUCCUCACUGUGCUUUCUUUUUUCUCCACUGCUUUUCAAAAUAGAAAUUUUAUACUACGUACGGAAGGGCAUCACGCCACAUUGUCGGCCUCAAGUCCCUCCAGACAGCGCUCCAGCUUCGUACAUGGACCUUAUGAAAAUGUGCUGGGAUGAGCGGCCUGAAAGAAGACCCACUUUUUGUGGUGUCCUUAAAAUUCUUAAGAGAAUCAACAAUGGAAAGUGAGUUUUUUAAAUUGAUAUUCUUCCAUUUUCUAUAACAUUGGACACGUUUCCAAGAGAGCGUUGUCUGUUUAAGCAAUAGAUUCCGUUUUGCCGUGCUUCUUUUCAGUAAUAGACCACAGUUGACGGGAAAAUGUGGUCAAUAAAAACAAAAAAAGUGGCACACGAGGCGGCUUAGCUAACCAAGGAACUAGUUCAUUACCUGGGUCCAGUUGUAUAAAGGGCGAAUAUCGCUAUCCAGCGGAUAAGUAACAGCAAAAAGAAUGGCGUUAUCCACCGGAUAGAGAUUUAUCCAGUGGAUAGCGUUAUCCGAUCUUCGAACAACCGGGGUCAGGUUGAUAAGUCUAUUUAUUUUCUCUUUUUCCGUUGCUCUCCAUAAUUGCAAGGACAACCAGCGUCGUUGACAAUAUGUUGUCCAUGAUGGAAAAGUACACAAACAACUUGGAGGCCAUUGUGAAUGAACGGACGAAACAACUACAGAGUGAGAAAACCAAAACAGACGAGCUUCUUCACAAGAUGCUUCCGAGGUAUAAUGAUAAAUAGGUUUAUACGUAUAAUUGAAUGAGAGAAAGACAAAAUGGCGAUCUUACCUUAACAAGAUACUCUUCUUGGAAGGCGAGAAAGCUCCAUCACCCGUCAAGUAAACUUUUUUCUUUCAGUCGAAACCGCCAUUUUUUAACUGAAGAAUCCACGAAAUACUACUUUCAAAGAUAACAAUUUGUGUCCUCAACUACCCUUCAAAUGGUGCAAGUCCGACCACAAGCUCCCUUUAAAGGGGUAGUACUUUGUUGUGUGAAACGCAGUUUAAAGUACCCUCACUUACUGAACAAAGUACAAUUCCCUGUCCUCUUUCGUCUAACUCAGGAGCAUUGCAGAUCAUCUCAAAGCAGGAAUUGAAGUGAAAGCUGAACACUACGAUAGCGUCACCGUAUUUUACAGUGAUAUUGUCGAGUUCUCGAACAUAACGUCGCACAGCUCCCCAAUACAGGUUUGUAUUCAAUCAGUUACUUUUGUAUCUUCUUUUUUCUUUAAUCAAAUCUCAUAUAUCGGCUCAGAAUCUAUUAGCCAACUUUUGCAAGCUCUCUGUUUUCUGGAGUAACUUAGCAAGUUUGCAACUUUUCUCUGCAAAUCCGUACAUGGGAUAUUUUCUUCAGUAAUUUGACGUACUUUUGAGACCGAAGAAACCUCAAUUUUGUAGUCAGUUGUAAACUGUAGUGUGUAGCUUUUUAUUUAAGCUUUAGAUGAAUUUUUCCUUGUUUACAUAACCCCAUCUUAACACGAGGGAGAUGUGAGAAUUCGAUAAAGCUAUGCAUACCAGAGGCGCAAUCAAGGAUAUGCGUAAUUUUCACAUAACUUUCUCACUUGUUUGUGUUUUCGAACCUCGGAAGUUGAGACCCCACCUGUGCCCUAUCCAAGAUAGUGACACAAAAGACCUUACAAUAAACAAUCUGAAGUAGAAAAUGCUUAAAAGUAGAGAGAAUCUCCGAUAUUAGAAAACGCAAAAAAAAAAUAAAACUUAAGCUGAUAAGAGGUCCAAAAGUUUUGAGCAAAUAAAACAUUUGAAAAAGUGACGAUAAUAGAACUGGCUUAAAGAACCUAAAAUAAAACUCGAAAUCAAAACGACCCAAACAACACAACAAUGAAAACAUAAAAUGGACGGAGUACUUGCCUUCAACACAGCCCAUUCGCUUGGUUUUCCAGCUACCUAAAUGAAAAACUUUCCGAAAUAAAGAAAAUGAUGCAAGAUUUAUGGAAACUAUUGAUGCGUUACGAUUGAAUUUCGCGAAAGCAGUCCAAAACAACUACAAGCAUCAACUAGAACAGAAGAAAUUUCAUGAGGAAGCCGUUAAGAACUCAUAGCAAAAUCUAAAAAACUUCUCAGAAAAGAGAGAACACACGCGGCCAAGUUAUGCACCUGCUGUUAGGUGAGAGGGUUAUGCGAGUUUUCCAGCAUGGCCUUUGCAGAGCGAAAUAAAAUAAAUGCAAUGCUGGAUUGCUCAAGACCCUCAAUUCAAAUUUUCUGCAAACGACACCAAUAUUCCGACGGCCGAGAUACGGACCGAAGGAGGAUCGUCGCUUAGGGUGUCAUAUUAAGAAAACGUCAUAAGAUCCUUGGGGUAGUGGUGACGGGAGGAACGCCAACAGCAUGUCCAUGUCGCCCAAAUGAGAUCGAUGAUUUGACUGACUUUUUCUUGCAGGUAAUAACUCUUCUUAACGACCUGCACUCUCUAUAUGACACAGUGAUGACACGAUACGAUGUUUACAAGGUAACGUUAAAUUCGAUUAGAAUAGCUCUAAAGAAUUAAGGAUCUGAUAAAGUUGCUCAAAGGGACCAGUUUGUCUCCAAUAAUUUGUGCGCCUCUCGUCUCUCUGUACGUCUGUUAUUUCUUCUGUCAGUGUGUCUGUCUACCUGUUUGUGUACAUUUUUAUAUAAGAAAAAGGAUUCCCCUUUGCGACAUGUGUGAGUUAAAAUAAAACAAUUCUGAGUCUCGGCCCAUAAGGACCUGGAUCCAGCUAUACUCUACAGCUGAGCCCAAGAGAAUCAAAGCCUCUCAGUCUAACCAUUUCAUUUCCCUUUUUUCCCCUCCUUCCGUUAACCUAGUGUGUAUGUGUGUAUGUCUUGAUAAAUUUUGAUGAACUUGUCCGCAUCUCUCUCCAUAAGUUUCUCUCAGUCCAUUUCAGUCGUUUCUGUCUAGACAUCUCGGUCGCUCCUGUUGUCUGUCUGUUUGUCUGUCUGUGUGUCUAUCGACUGUCUGACUGACCGUCUGUCUGUCUGUCUGUUAGUGUAUAUAACCUCCCGUUCUCCAGCUGAUUACGUGCAUGGUUUCCUCUCUCAUUUUCAGUUAUGCUUAUUUACACAGGUAGAGACAAGCAGCGACUCGUGUAUGGUUGUGUCUGGGCUUCCAGAGAGGAAUGGAAAUAAACAUGCUGGUGAAAUAGCUAGUAUGGCAUUACGCCUUGUUGCAUACCUUAAGACCUUCAAGGUCAGUCAUAUGCAAGGCACAACGCUACAAUUUAGAAUUGGAAUUCAUACUGGUAGGUAUAUAAUGAAACAAGAAUAAAUAAUGUUUUCCAAUCUAUUUAUGAAAGAAACUGGCGGUAGGUUGACUAAGUAAAAUUCUUAGCCCCUCACGAGAAAUCAUCAUUAUCAUCAUUUUCAUGGUCAUCUUUUAUAUUACUGUAAUCAUUAUUAUUUAUAUUAUUAUAAUCAUUAUUGCAGUGAAUGCCUUCUUAGGAAAGUCUUCAUCAUUCCUUACCAGCUCUCUAUCUGUGUUCCUUUCCAGGCCCUUGUGUUGCAGGAGUUGUGGGUCUUAAGAAGCCUCGUUUCGACAUAUUUGGCGAAUCAGUUGACAUCACAAGACAGAUGGAGGAAACUGGAACUGGUAUCGUAAUGUCAAUUAUUUCUGUCCUUCAUAAUAAUACGUGUGAUUUACCGUUAAAACGUUGAAAGAAACCUUUGAAGCUUUCGUAAGGGUGCUCGAUUUAACGUUGUAAGGUACAAAUUUUGAGCAAGAAUGUCCCUAUCUCUGCAGCUCAAAGAAUUCACGUUAGUUCCAUGUGCAAGUCUGUCCUGGAUGAGUUGGGUGGUUUUAGCGUGGAGGAGAGAGGCCUUAUUAACAUCAAGGUUAGUGUCAGAAUGCUUUUUAAAGACGCUCUCAAGACAACGGUAGCUGCCUCAUGCUUUAUCAAUAAGUUAUUCACCUGAUUGAUUGUUUUAAUGACCGUUUAUUUACUAAUUGACUAGCAGACUGGCUGGCUGGCUGGUUCUGAACGUGACUGACGGACUGACUGACUGAAAUGACUAACUGGUUGACUGUUGACUGACUGACUUACAAACUGGCUGGCUUAUAGACUGACAGACGCGGGCAUUCGAUGGGCAUGAAAAGUAUACAGGGCUACAAUGAAUGAGUAACAUUCUGGUCCUAAAUCAAUCGAUAUGUAAAUGAGAAAGGAUCGCAUGCAGCGGCUUUUCCCGUGCUUCUCACUGGCUAAAAUGUCAAGUUAAAGCGACGGUAAAUUUGUUGGAACGUUAGAGGAAUGGGAAGGGGGGAAUUAGCUGGAGUAACCUAGCCUCGUAACCAGACUUUCCAUGGCCAAGUGGUUGGAGAGUAACAGUUACACGGUAGGAUCUGGGUACGAGAUGGGGAGUAACCCCCACAAUUUGGAAGGCAAUGAGAGUCUUGAACAACAAAAGCUUUGUUAAUGUACCAUUCCCUGGCUGCUACAACGUCUACAGAAUUAAGUUCAACACGUUUUGAGCCUGAUGCUAAUUUAAAUAAAACACCACUGCUCAUUGACAAAGAAUGAACAAUCCUCUCCUGUAAAUGGGCCAAUCACAAUCACUACUAUGAGCUCUGAAGCUGCUAUCGUUGAUAUUUGCGAUAUAAGAAUCGGCUCAAAAACCGCCCGAUAGUCGCUUUCAAGAUAAUUUUGUGCUGGACGCGGGACAAACAUAGAUAGGUUCGUCAUAAAGACUCCGACUGUUUCAUCGCAGCAGACUGAAGAGAGUUCGCACCCUCCUUUAAAUGAAACUGCGAAGAUAAGGCAAGAAAUUGUCCCGAAUUAAGUUAGCUUUCAUAUGGACGGUGGUUGGUUGUUUUGUCUUCAUGUAAAAUGUUGGUCGAUCAUCUCAGAAAGUUUGUGCUAGAUAAGCAUAAUAAAAUAAUUAAAAAACAUAUUUUUUGAGGAAAUAAAUCAUAGUUUUAGAUCACUUUGAUUAACGCCUUGUACAACAAAAAACUGUUUCCUUCUCUGGGAAUCCAAUAGACAAUGAUAAUCGACGAGAGAAAAAUAACGUAGUUUUCUGUAUGAAGGACAUCUCUUGCCGCAUAAUAUGCCGGGAAAAUGCCGCACUGAUAAUUUCGCUUUUUUCCUUGCCCUAUCAGAAAUUCUGGCUAGAAUUUAUAAAAAUUAACAGAGCACUUUCAGCCAAUUAAGAGAGUGUCUCUGUAAGAGCGGUCCGGUCGAUUUUGCUUGGGACACGGAUUUCGCUCGUUUCUCGUGUGUUGUAAGACAUUCACGUUCCUAUACUAAAACCACAAUCAGUUUGAUCGGAUCUCUUUAUUUUUAAGAGUUUUACGGAAAUUAAAUUUCACUCGAGCGAAGGCUUGUCGUGACACUUUUCAAGACUUUAAUUUCAUACAACUUUGGAGGACAAUUUACAAAAAACUACGGAACUCAGCAAAAAACAAAUACCACAGCCAUGUAUAUUAACUCUAUCUUAUUUAUCGAGGCGACUUUCGUAAACAUCACGUAUCAAUCAAGGAAACAGGAAGACUUGAAUGACACCUUAUCGGUUCGCCUAAAUCAAGACGCCAAAACCGAUCAAAUUCAAGGUAAAUUUUUGAAAAAGUGAGGCGUUCUUAACUGAUCCAACUAACAUAGCUAGGAAGUAGGUACCAUAGAAAAGGUAACUACAGAAAAAAACUUUGCGGCCCGACCUUUACGAGAACUUUAUAACUCCGUGAACUUACCUAAUUUUCGGCAAUCUCCAAGUUUGGCCGCCGAGACACUCUCUUAAAGCAGGUUACUAUGAAAAAGCUCUUGCGCUUCAAAAGCAAUAUGCUCACUUACUGAAAUGGCAUAUUGUGUUAAAGUUUCAUUGAAUACAUAAUGAGAUUUAGCAACUUGAAACUACUACCUUUGGAAGCAUCUGGUCCCGACACCAUCAUGAAAUAAAAUUCACGUUUGUUUUCGUAGUUUCGAUAUCUUUACAAAGGAAGGUGGGUGAGAGUAUAUUUCGAGCAAAUAUUAGUAGAGGUCGUAGAGAUCUGUCAGAUCUUUAUGGUCUCAAUUGAGUUGCUCUCCGUUAAAUUUCUUCAUACAGAUUCGAAACCCGAAACAUUUGCGUCAAGAAGGCAUCGAAAAAAGUGGUUAUAUGCCGGCCAAAUAUUCACCUUUAAAAACUUAAUAAGGAAUACUUUAUCUAGGUCUGAGUAUAAUUAAAACCAUGUCAGUUUUCAUUACGUGAGAUGGUAAGUUGGCAAAAAUAGAAAAUUACCAAACUGCGGCGAAAGUUUGUGUGAAAAUUGUUAUUCUGUGGAAGCGCUGCGGGUGGUAUUACGUGCGUAGACAUAUUGACAUAAGUUAUUGCACCCAAUUAAAGCAGAGUCUUUGCGAAGUCUCUCGUGCAGGUGACAUGUCUCAAAAAUGACCAAGGAAGUGAAAGUGAUCAUGCUCUUGAAAAAAUUUUGUCUGCACUUUCGCACGAGGUAAUUUGAUGCAACGACACACCAGUAAGGUGUGCAUGAUUAUUCGUACCAGCAGUCUACUCUCACGAGGAGUAUAAUUAUAUCAAUAACUGAGCUAUUUCAAAAUGUGAUGAGAACAAAAAAGUGGCAUAGAGGCACAGCCGGGCGUGUCACUGUUGUUUUUACGACAUUUUGACGUGUCAUGUGAUGUUAUGCUGAGUAUAUAGACAAACGGCAACAUGGAAUCUAUUUGUUUUAUAUUUUACAUCAAAACAGGUAAGAAACUGUCAAAAUGCGUGCGUAAUGCAGCCUAUUAUCUCAGAUUAUUUACCUUAUAACAGGUGUCUUAAAGGAAGUAGAAUCAGAUCACGCAUCUCAAAGUAUAUAAAUAAGGAGGUUCUCGCCUUAAAUAAAGUUAUGAGAGCUGUUAGCCGACUAAGAUAAUGUCGACAAAACUUAACUCAACUUUGAAUGGAACACAGGCAUCACUGACAUGGUCGACUCUGAGCUGCGGUUUCAAUCCCACGGCAGAAAAGAUUGGUAAAACCUUUGCCUACUGUCUGAUAUUUUUAGUUUCUUUGGUCGGAAAUUCCUUGAUUGGAAUAGUUGUCUACAAGACAAAAACCCUGAGAAGGCCCAUAAACUUUUUAAUUGUUAACAUGGCCUUGUCCGAUCUGUUGUUUCCUAUUUUCCUGUUUCCUCGGGAUUUAGUUCGGUUAUACGCAGGCUCCUGGUUGGUCAGCGGUCCUCUUGGGCAAACUUUGUGUAAACUGCGACCUUUUUUAUUAGAAAUUUUUACUUCCGUUUCAAUUCAAAGCCUGGUUCUGAUAGCAGUAGAUCGAUUUGGAGCUGUUCUAUUUCCCCUCCGUUCCCCGCCCAUUAGGGCAAAGCGAUGCCGGUUCCUUAUUCCCUGUAUGUGGAUCAUCGCCGUGGCAGCCUGGUGCCCAGACCUAUUCGCUUAUAAACUCGUAGAGUCUCCCAGUGGGCUGGCUUGUAAACUGCGGUGGAAAGACACAUUUGGAAAAUCUUCGUCUUCCCAAAACCACGAUGCAGCAAUGAUCGCUGUUUUCUGGUACGUUCCGUUGGUCCUCAUCGCCAUACUGUACUUUGCAAUUGCCAUAAAGAUCAAGUCCCAGAAGAUUCCGGGCGUGCAAUUGGAGAACGCAAGAGAAAAACGUUUGAGGAGAGAGAGAGGUGUUCUGAAGUUAUCCAUUGCCAUCGUGACAACGUUUGCAGUAUGCUGGCUGCCACUCAGUAUCUAUGUAUUGCUGAUUCUUUAUUCAUCUGACGGUCUCAAUAUCAUGUCAACCUGUGCUUUCCGAUAUUUCGCAACUGUAGCUUUUUUUCUAGCUCGCUCUUAUUGUGGUAUAAACCCGUGUGUUUGUUUCAUUUUCAGUCAAAAUUAUCGUCAAGGUCUCAAGAAUCUCUUCGGCCGCUUCAGGGUUAAUAAAAACGUAUCGUAAUUGCGCUCCGGCCUGUUCUAUGUUGUUUUAUAAUUGAUUUUCAGAUUAGAACUCAUUUAGAAUCUGAGAGCUAGAUUGAAAUGAAAUCCUUUCUUAGAAUCAUCAAAACGAAUUUUGUUCAAAUGAUCGUUCGCAGGCUGUUUGUGACAACAAAUAGUUAUAAAUCAAGACCUGACCAAGCAGUGGUUCAGGGCGAAACUGAGAUCUAAAUUGUAAACAAUAUCCAUUUCAAACCUACUUUGUAAAACACCUUGAUUAUAGCUGUCAUUUAAAGCACGGAUAAAGUUUCAAUCAUUACGGGGUUUCUUUAGAAACUUUGUACAUCAAUGUAUACCUUUUCUGGACUGUGGCUGAACUAUCAUCUACUGUGUAAAUUUCUGGUUCAUGUAUUUUGUAGACUCUUCUUGGGUGCUUACAGAAGAAAUAAUAGAAAAGAAAGUUUAGAAACACUAAAAGAAACUUUUUGCCUCCAUGGUUCUUGAGUUGUUAUGCAAUAGAAAUAACUCGGGUUGGGGGGGGAGCCGCUAUUCUGACAUACCGCUUUCAUUAGAGAUCAAACAUUUUACAGAUCCACUCAUUCCUUGUAUAUUAAGAAAGAAUAUUAAAAAGUUGGACAAAAAAAAAAGAGAGAAAUGAAUGGAUAAAAGCAGACCAUACAAAGUGGGGGAUUAUUGGUACAGGAAUUAGGGUAAAUUCUGUACCAUGUUAAGAAUAGCACUCAAGAACCAGAAAAAGAACUGCUUAAAGACUCUUACCUACUCAACCCUAAAAGAGCACUUAUUUUCUCGCCACGAUUUCUAGACGAGGGAGGAAAUAAGAAAGUUCCAUACCAUGUUAAAUAGGGUACUCAAGACCCAGAAAGAACCUGCUCAAAGGCCUGUACUUGCUCAAGGCCAAAACAGUACUUUUCCCCCCUUCACGGCCUCUAGACGAGAGAGGAGGUGUAAGUUAGGUGGGUUAAUAAUAUUUGUUAACUGGUAACGAGCACUGAAUUUUUCUUCUGGUCGAAGGUGGCUAACCUUGGGUGCUUUAUGCAAUUUAAAUCUGGCUUUCAAUCUCUUUCUACUUCCUUUUUGAAAAGUAACUUACCCAAUUAGUUUAUUUUGCCUGAGAUUUUACGUUGUGGUUUUUGUUUAGGAAGUAGGGAGAGGAUAUUAUUUGGUUUAGAAAGUGACUAACCCCCUGUAUGGCUUACUGAUUGACCAAGUGACGGAUAGAAUAACUUAUAGACUGACUGACUGAUUAGCUGACUUGCUGACGGACUAACUGACUCGCUUUCUAUUUAAAUAUGUUUCUGAGUUACUUACUAAACAACUAACUGGCCGGCUGCCUGACUAACUGAUUGCCUACUGAUUGACUAACUGACGGAUUGACAGACGGAUUGCUUACUGAUUGACAGAGCAAUUUACUUACUGGUUGACUGACUGACUGACUGGCUGACAGACCAACUGACCUACCAGUUGACUGACCGACUGGCGGGCUGUUAGGCUAACUGACUUACUAGUUGAAUGACUGCUGGCUGACAGACUAACUGACUUACUAGUUGAAUGACUGACCGACAGACUGACUGACCGACUGACCGGCUGACAGACUUACUGACUUACUAGUUGACUGACUGACUGACUGGUUAACAGACCAACUGACUUACUGUUUGACUGACCGAAUGGCGAGCUGACAAACUAACUGACUCACUAGUCGGCUGACUGACUGUCUGACUAACUGACUGGCUGACAGACUAACUGACUUACUAGUAGAACGACUGGCUGGCUGACAUUAGCAGCAAACCUGUUGACCUACCAAGCCCCAUUUUUGCACCAGUUUACCAUUUCUUGUGUUGUUUGUUUGCUGUUGUUUCUUCGAUUUUAGUGAUUUUCAUGAAGGAUUAUGACCAUUUUUCGCCUUAACUUUGUCUUAUUUUUGCGAUAGGGACUCGGUGAAACGAUGACAUACUAUCUGACGGGAAAAGUUGUCGAAGUCGCCAGGACGCCCAGUCUACAGUAAUAUAUACAAUCUUUAACCUCUUCAUUGCUAACUCGG